AUGGCCAAGGCGCUGACCCCCAGGCGCGCCCCGGCAGACCCCCGGGCUGAGCCGGAGCUUGGCAAGAAGCCACCUCGGAAGAAAAGCAGGAAGAAGAGAGUCUGGAAAAGCAAAGGGCGAGAAGCAAGCGGGACACCGGGAGGCGGCGCCGGGGUCGUCGUCGUGCGGCCUCCAAAGGCGCCAGAGGACUUUUCCCAAAACUGGAGGGCGCUGCAGGCGCUCCUGAAACAAAAAACACAGGCCCUGGAAAAGCCUCUUGCCUCUCAGACGGAUUCCAAAAAGCAGCCCAAGAUCAUCCAACAAAAGAGAAAAGUGAUCCCAGAUACAGCCCAGAGAAGUGAGAUGGGAUCGGAGACCACGGACCCCGAGGUCGCCAGGGCCUCUGUUCCUUCAAUAUCUCCAAGGAACAGGAAGGUGCCGGCCCCCCGCACCAAGGCCAGAGGACCAGAGCACAGUGAGAAAGGAGGCAAAAAAAGGACAAACGGUGACAUUUCUCCAAAAGGAGGAGACGUCAAGCGUAAGAAGCGGAAAGCUAAGGAGGUGACCGUGGCCUUGACUCCGGCCUUGCCCACCGAAGACGACAUCUGGUUUGAUGACGUGGACCCCGCAGAUAUCGAAGCGGCCGUGGGCCCCGAGGCAGCCAGGGUAGCAAGAAAGCAGCUGGGGCAGAGCGCAAGCAGCACCACGCUGGUGAAGGAGCAGGCCUUCGGCGGCCUGACUAGAGCCUUAGCCAUGGAUUGUGAGAUGGUGGGCGUGGGCCCCAAGGGGGAAGAGAGCGUCGCCGCCCGAGUGUCCAUCGUGAACCAGUAUGGGAAGUGUGUCUAUGACAAGUACGUCAAGCCCACCCAGCCGGUGACGGACUACAGGACGGCGGUCAGCGGGAUACGGCCAGAGAACCUCAAGCAGGGAGAAAAAUUUGAAGUUGUCCAGAAGGAGGUGGCAGACAUGCUGAAGGGUCGGAUUCUGGUGGGACACGCGCUGCAUAACGACCUGAAGGUGCUGUUUCUCGAUCACCCAAAAAAGAAGAUUCGGGACACACAGAAAUACAAACCUUUCAAGAGUCAGGUGAAGAGUGGAAGGCCGUCUCUGAAGCUGCUCGCAAGGAGGAUCGUGGGGACCACGGUGCAGCAGGCAGAGCACUGUUCGAUUCAGGAUGCCCAGGCAGCAAUGAAACUCUACAUUCUGGUGAAGAAGGAGUGGGAGAGUAUGGCCCAGGACAGGCGCCCCACAACCGCUGCUCCAGACCGCAGCAGCGUCUCCUCCGUCCCUGGGCGGUUCUGA
Messenger RNA from Odobenus rosmarus divergens (Pacific walrus), 1281 nucleotides. RefSeq names its product REX4, RNA exonuclease 4 homolog (S. cerevisiae) (gene REXO4). The record is from RefSeq and is a predicted model, not a curated record. Gene Ontology annotation, biological process: DNA catabolic process; rRNA processing. Bases 1 to 1281 code for a protein of 426 amino acids. Gene Ontology annotation, cellular component: nucleus. The transcript is spliced from 8 exons. Lineage: Eukaryota; Metazoa; Chordata; Mammalia; Carnivora; Odobenidae. Gene Ontology annotation, molecular function: nucleic acid binding; 3'-5' exonuclease activity.